CUGUCCGUGUCAAUUCUUUUUUGACUUUCUACUUCCACAUUUUUUGACUGUAAUCUCAGUUCUGCUCUACCCGCUUUCUCACGAAUACCUUUCGUCAAACUCCAAUGGCAAAAAAGACAAAGAAAGACCCUCCUCCGCCCGACCCAAAAGAGGCCAAGCAGAAGAAGAAGGCCGCGAAGACCCUGACUCCAGAGAAGGAGGACUCGGCUCCUUCGAAACCGCAAAGAGGUUUGGCCAUCGGUGACAACUUUGGAUGGACCGGAAAACUUCCAGCUACACUUCUCUACGAACACUGCCUGAAACAAAAAUGGAACAAGGUUGUCUUUGACAUGCGGAAGACAGGAAAGGGCUUUAUUGGUGUAGUUGAUCUUAGCUGGGAAAACCCCAAAACUAAAGAGGUGAUCCAUCUCAGAUGGUCUCCGGAAACUGAUCUCCUCCCACCAAGGGAAACGACUAAUGAGGCCCGCCAUUUUGCUGCUACAUAUGCCAUGUAUAGACUCAACUAUGUGAAAAACUUGAAGAUGGUGUUGCCCACCAUAUUCAGAGACUACUGGGCUGAUAUGGAUGCGAAAAGGUUACAGCUUUUGAAAAAGGACAAGAUGGCCCAUGACAAGUUCUACAAUGCGAAUCCAUUCCAAGUACACUUGGACACUGUUGCUGAGAAGAACCUCCGUGAGAAGGAGAGGAAGCUGAGGGAGAACAGCGAGUCCAAAGUACGGAAGCCCACAGCUAGCAUUGGAAUCACCGUUGGUUCCACCAAUGAACGUUCAACCACGAACAAGAAGCCUAACACCGGAAUAAAGCAAAACAGAAGCAAAGUCACGCUUAGACAAUUCCCCAUCGGCAAAAAAGCCUGGGAGAAUGCUCCAUUUGUCGACUUCCCAACCGACAUUCGAGCUAAGAUGGAGUCUUCCAUCAAGCAUCAUAUUAACUGGGUGGAAGACUUGGGUACCACUGAGCAAAAAGAUUCUUCUUCAGAUGGCUGGGCUGACCAAUUGACAGAUCUUGGCUUCAGGCCCUCCCAUGCGAAGGAGGCCGUUUGUCAUACGCUCACAUUUGUUGAUGCAUUAGAGUGGUUGUUGUUUCAUGUUCCAGAGGACGACUUGCCUGUAUUUUUCGCAAAGCGUGACGAAGACAAUAGCUUGUCACUCAAGAUUUCUACCGACAUACAAACUGAGUAUUUACUCCAAAGGCUUUCUCUCUCUGGUUUUGAUAAAGAUGAAAUCUUGGCUACUUUUCACGAAAAUGGAAGAAGUGAAUUACAAACUUCGAUUGCAUUGACUCACAUGACUGCAUCCUAUCACCCUGAACCGUUCGAUUCCACCGGUGACGAGUUUGAAAUGUGGCUCAUGGAGCUUGAAGGGAUCGAGUCUAUUGGAAGCAAUAGUAUUGCCUUCAUGGAUGAUUUGAAACGCGUAGUAACUGUUUUGUUGAACGCGGUAGGAAUAACUAAAGGCAUGUUGCUGGUGAAGGUCAUUUUUGCCAAGGGAUACCCCAAUGUGUUACCUGGUGUUCAGAUAGUGGUGAAUGAUGCAUCUUUUAAGUUGGCGAAUUACAUCAAGCUAUCAAUCGUGCGCCAGCUAUUAGAAUACAUCUUAAAUGACAAUCUUAUUGGGCAAUGCAUGGUCUUUACUAUGGUUGAGUGGCUUGAAAACAACGUUGCUAAAGUCAUUGAGAACCCGGGACCAUUGUUGACUUCUUCACACACACAGAUUUCUGGUGACUUCAAAUCCUCUCUGAACAAUAAAAAGUUGUCUUCCGCCCGCUCAACGUCCAGAUCACGUAUGCUUCUGAAGUCUGAUAUUCAAGAAUUGCUGCGAGAGUACGAGGAAAGAAUUAAACUGGCUCUGUUCAAGACGUCGUUGUCACAAAGACAGAGGCUACCUGCUUGGAAAAAGAGAGACGAAUUGGUGAAGAUUAUCACUUCGAACAAAGUGACAUUGAUUACAGGCGAAACCGGUUCGGGUAAAAGUACUCAAAUUGUUCAGUAUAUUCUCGAUCAUAUGUGCAGCCUGACUAACUUUGAUGGUUCAAUCAUCUGCACGCAGCCAAGACGUAUCUCGACCAUCGGUUUGGCAGAGCGUAUCUCAGAUGAAAGAGUCACAAAGGUUGGAAAUGAAACAGGUUAUAUCAUUCGAGGGGAGAAUAAAACACUGAAACGGACCAGGCUACUGUUUGUGACUACAGGUGUGCUUUUGCGUAUGCUCCAAUCCUACUUGUCGUCAGGCAACGCAGCUGAUGCGGGAAUUUUUGAGCAUUUGGAGUACAUCUUCAUAGAUGAAGUCCAUGAAAGAUCGGUUGAUAGCGACUUGCUUUUGAUUAUUUUGAAAAAAAUUAUCGGAAAGCUUCCAAAAUUGAAAAUUGUGCUUAUGUCUGCCACAAUCAACACGGAUGUCUUUAUGAACUACUUCGACACCCCAGUGAAUCAUUUGCACAUUGAGGGAAGAACCUUUCCCAUCGAUGACUUCUACCUUGAUACUAUUUUACAAGAUCUCGACUUUUCAAUCCAAACAUAUGAUGGUCAGAUCAUCAAGCCCAAGGCUGAUUCGAAUUUUUUUAAAACCGGAAACCUCAACUACGAUUUAAUUGCUCAACUUUGUCUUUUCAUCGAUGAAAAGCUCACCAAAGAAGGCAACACAGGAUCGAUUUUGAUAUUUUUGCCCGGGAUCAUGGAGAUCAGCAGAUGUAUCAGAAAAAUUGAGAGCGGUUAUGCUUCUUCUGGAAAGUCUUGUUGGUGUCUUCCAUUACAUUCUGCGCUUUCGCUGAAGGAUCAAGCAAGAGUGUUCAAAAGCCCACCGAAGAAGACACGUAAGGUGGUGGUCUCAACCAACAUCGCAGAAACAUCCAUUACAAUUCCAGACUGCGUGGUAGUCAUUGAUGGAGGUCGCUCAAAGAGCAUGUUCUUUGAUGCUAAAGCCAACACUUCGCGGUUGGUCGAAAACUGGUGUUCUAGAGCGGAAAUGUCCCAAAGACGGGGUCGUUCAGGUCGUAUACAGAAUGGUAACUGCUAUCAUCUCUACACCAGAGAAACGGAGAAAGCUGUUCUAGGACAACCAAUCCCUGAAAUUCGCAGAACACGCCUUGAGAAUUUGUAUUUGGUGGUGAAAUCUAUGGGCAUCAAAAAAGUGUCUGAAUUUUUGAAUAGUGGGCUUGAUCCUCCCGAAGAGCAAUCUUUAAAUAAGGCCAGGUCUAUGCUUUUCGAGUUGGGCGCAUUAACCGGGGAUGACGCGAAUGAAGGCUUGUCACACUUGGGAAAGUACUUGUCCUAUAUUCCCACAGACUUGCAGUCAGGCAAACUUUUAAUCUUGGGAUGCAUAUUCCGAUGUGUUGAAAUUUGCUUGACAAUUGCGGCUAUUUGCUCUGGAGGAAGUCCGUUCUCCAGCAGUUUUGAUAUUAAAGAUGAAGUUCGCAAAGCAAAAAGCAAAUUUGGUAAAAACCAGGGAGAUUUGAUGGCAUCAGCUCUUGCGUACCAUGAAUGGGAGAGCCUUCCUCAUCCGCAGAGAAAGAAGUUCAUAUCUGAAAACCAUUUGUCGUACCUCACGCUUCAAGAUAUUCAGUCAACGAGGACGCAAUAUCUACUGACACUUAAAGAAAUUGGGUUUUUACCAUUCUCCUAUCGCUCAAAUGUUGAGGGUAAGUUCAAUCUGAACUCAAAGAACUUCACGCUCAUCAGGGCGAUAAUCACGGGAUCUUUCACCCCACAGUUAGCGAGAGUGCAACUUCCUGAUCCAAAGUACGCGCAGACCAUAGUUGGUGCAGUGGAGAUCGAUGCUGAUGCCAAGCUGACAAAAUUCUGGAUCAGAAAUGAGAAGUACAUUGAUCAGUGUAACAAUGGAGAGAGCGUCAGUGAAAGGCCUGCCACGCGCGCUUUUAUCCAUCCUUCUUCGUUGAUUUUCUCUGAUUCUGGAGCGGGUGCUAGCUUGCCAAAUAUUGAGGACAUGACCUUGGAGGAUGGUAGUCUUGAUAUGGGGAAAAUCAGAGAACAGUAUGACAUGACACCUAGUGCAAAGUAUAAUUCAAACGCGAUGCAUAAGUCUCCGUUUGUCGUCUACACAUCUUCGAACGAGACUUCCAAAUUAUACUUGCGGGAUAUCACUCCAACAACUACAGUCGGUGCGCUUCUUUUCGGAGGAGAGAUUCUGUUUGAUGUGUCGACUCAUAUAUCCACUGGCAAGCGGUGCCCUGGAAUCGUUCUAGACAAAUGGAUGCCAGUACGGACUUGGUGUAAGAACGGUGUGUUGUUAAAAAGACUUCGAGUUCUUUUGGAUCAAGUGAUUGAAAAUAGAUUAUCCAAUCCUGAGCAAGAGAAGGCUGAAGCCGCAGACGAUGAAAUACUUGAUAUUGUCACGAAAGCGCUCACCGUUGAAGCUAGACAAAGAUGAUAAUUUUCUUGAAGAUCAAUAUUUCAUCAAAAAUCUACAAUUAAUACAUCAUUCAUAGAACACGUCCUCGC
Molecule: messenger RNA, 4453 nt
Organism: Metschnikowia bicuspidata var. bicuspidata NRRL YB-4993
Lineage: Eukaryota; Fungi; Ascomycota; Pichiomycetes; Serinales; Metschnikowiaceae
Product: putative helicase
Exons: 1
Coding region: 105-4382 (1425 amino acids)
Cellular component (GO): intracellular anatomical structure
Molecular function (GO): RNA binding; ATP binding; protein binding
Source: RefSeq, a predicted model, not a curated record